CUCCCCCCCGUCGGCGCAGCGCUGUGGUGAAGCCGCAUUGUUUGUGCCGCGGGGGGAGGGGAGCCGCUCAGCCCCGGGAGCCGAGCGCCGAGCCCGCAGCCGGACGGCGACGCGCGCCGCGCCUCACGAAUGCGCCGCGCCCGGCGGCAGCAGCAGCCCCGCACCCAGCGCCGGGUGACCGCCGCGGGCAGCGCGGCCCUCGUAGCGCCCGCUCGGCCGCCCGCGGCUGCCGGACGCGGGGCCAGGCGGCAGCACCGGCGGGGCCUCCGCCAUUAACUCGGCCGAGCGUCGGCCGCAGCGGCGGAGCGGGAGGUCUGUCAGCCGCUCCUCGGCGGCUCCCACAGCGUAAACAUUACCAAAUGAGGAGAAAAGGAAGAUGCCAUCGAGUAUCGGCAGCAAGGCAUUCUUCUUCCCCAUGCAGUAUUAAGCACUCCCCGACACGAGAAACCUUGACGUACGCUCAAGCUCAAAGGAUGGUUGAAAUAGAAAUUGAAGGUCGCCUGCAUAGGAUCAGUAUCUUUGAUCCUUUAGAAAUUAUAUUAGAAGAUGAUCUUACUGCCCAGGAAAUGAGUGAAUGCAACAGCAAUAAAGAAAAUAGUGAAAGACCACCGGUUUGUCUAAGAAGCAAACGCCAUAAAAAUAACAAAGUGAAAAAGAAAAAUGAAGCUCUUCCGAGCUCUCAUGGUAUCCCUGCUACAACAGCUCCUCUUCCAGAACCAAAAGUACGGAUUGUUGAGUACAGUCCCCCUUCAGCUCCUCGGAGACCUCCCAUUUAUUACAAAUUCAUUGAGAAGUCAGCAGAAGAACUCGAUAACGAAGUUGAGUAUGACAUGGAUGAAGAAGAUUAUGCGUGGUUAGAAUUGAUCAAUGAUAAGCGGAAAAGUGAUGGAGUGUCAGUAGUUUCCCAAAAUAUGUUUGAAUUCCUUAUGGAUAGGUUUGAAAAAGAGUCUUAUUGUGAAAACCAAAAGCAGGGUGAUCAUCAGUCUUUAAUUGAUGAAGAUGCAGUGUGUUGUAUAUGCAUGGAUGGUGAAUGUCAGAACAGCAAUGUGAUCCUGUUUUGUGAUAUGUGUAAUUUAGCAGUACAUCAGGAAUGCUAUGGGGUGCCAUAUAUACCUGAGGGCCAGUGGCUCUGCAGACACUGUUUGCAGUCCCGCUCUCGGCCUGUAGACUGUGUGCUGUGCCCAAACAAGGGAGGUGCCUUUAAAAAGACAGAUGAUGAUCGUUGGGGACACGUGGUGUGUGCUCUGUGGAUUCCAGAAGUUGGAUUUGCCAAUACGGUUUUUAUUGAGCCAAUUGAUGGUGUCAGGAACAUUCCCCCAGCCAGAUGGAAGUUAACAUGCUACCUCUGUAAACAGAAAGGUGUUGGUGCCUGCAUCCAGUGCCACAAAGCAAACUGCUAUACUGCAUUCCAUGUGACAUGUGCUCAAAAGGCUGGUCUGUAUAUGAAAAUGGAACCUGUGAAAGAACUAACUGGCAGUGGAACAACGUUCUCUGUGAAAAAGACUGCCUACUGCGAUGUACAUACUCCACCAGGCUGCACACGGAGACCGCUCAAUAUUUAUGGAGAAGCUGAAAUCAAAAACGGUGUUUGUAGAAAGGAGGGAUCAGUCAGAACUGCUAGGUCUACAUCAAAAAUCAGGAAAAAGACAAAAAAAGCCAAGAAAACAGUGGUUGAACCCUGUACAGUUAUGCCAACAGUAUCUGCUCCUUAUAUUCCCCCCCAGAGAUUAAAUAAGAUUAUGAAUCAGGUGGCCAUUCAGCGAAAGAAGCAUUUUGUUGAACGAGUGCACAGUUACUGGUUGCUUAAAAGACUGUCUAGGAAUGGUGUUCCACUCUUGAGAAGGCUGCAGUCCAGUUUACAGUCACAAAGAAACACACAACAGAGAGAAGAUGAUGAAGAAAUGCAAGCCUUAAAAGAAAAAUUGAAGUACUGGCAAAGGCUGCGCCAUGAUCUUGAAAGAGCACGUUUAUUGAUAGAACUUAUACGUAAACGUGAGAAAUUAAAAAGAGAACAGGUCAAGCUGGAGCAGGUUACUAUGGAGCUUCAGCUCAUUCCGUUCACUGUACUGCUGCGAUCGGUUCUGGACCAGCUGCAGGAAAAGGAUUCUGCUCGUAUAUUUGCUCAGCCAGUGAACCUUAAAGAGGUUCCAGACUAUUUGGAUCAUAUUAAACAUCCUAUGGAUUUCUCUACCAUGCGGAAACGGUUAGAAGCUCAAGGCUAUAAAAACCUCACUGAGUUUGAAGAGGACUUCAAUCUGAUCAUAGAUAACUGUAUGAAAUACAAUGCAAAGGAUACAAUAUUUUAUAGAGCUGCAGUGCGGUUAAGAGAUCAAGGAGGUGUAGUUCUCAGGCAAGCCAGGCGAGAUGCUGAGGGAAUUGGCUACAACAAUGAAACUGGAAUGCACUUACCAGAACGGCCUAAACUUGAGUCACCCCAGCCUUUCUCUUGGGAAGAUGUGGAUAGGUUACUGAAUCCUGCAAACAGAGCACAUAUGUCCUUGGAAGAACAGCUGAGAGAGCUGCUAGAAAAACUUGAUCUCACCUGUGCAAUGAAAUCCAGUGGGUCAAGGAGCAAAAGAGCAAAGCUGUUAAAGAAAGAAAUCAGCAUUAUUCGCAACAAACUCAGUCAGCAACACAACCAGGCUCCUCAAAUAGAGUCAGGUAUUGGAAGUUUCGAGGAAGAAAGUGCAGCAUUAGAACAAGAUGGAGAAGAAGAAGGAGAUAAAUCUCCCCCUAAACUUGAACCAUCAGAUGCAUUACCUCUUCCUUCAAACUUGGAGACUAAUUCAGAACCACCAACCCUCAAACCAGUAGAACUCAAUCCAGAGCAGAGUAAGCUUUACAAAAGAGUAAAAUUUGAUAAUGAAUUAUAUAGCACUUCCAUUCAGAAAGAAAUAAAUGGACACACUCCAGAACACUUACUUGACAGUAAUCUCAAUGAGUCGACUGUUUCUGCUGUAGCUGAGUCAUCAACUGAUGUAAACAGACGUACAUCCAUUCUCUUCUGCAAAUCGAAAAGUGUAAGCCCCCAAAAGUCUGCAAAGAACACUGAAACCCAGCCAACUUCUCCACAGCUAGGGACCAAAACCUUUUUGUCUGUAGUCCUUCCAAGGUUGGAGACACUUCUGCACCCAAGGAAAAGAUCAAGGAGUGCAUGUGGAGAUUCUGAGGUUGAUGAUGAGUCCCCUGUAAAGCGCUUGGAUACAGGCCUAUCAAAUGGUUUUGGAGAUGAAAGUAAAGAGAGAGCAUUAGAUGAUACUCCUGGAAGAAAAGUUGAACCUCGUCGCCGCUGUGCAUCAGAAUCUAGUAUUUCAUCUAGUAACAGUCUCUUGUGUAACUCCAGUUUUAGUCUCCCGAAGUGCGGUAAAGGUAAACCUGCCCUGAUACGGAGACACACACUGGAAGAUCGAAGUGAGCUGAUUUCAUGCAUUGAAAAUGGAAACUAUGCCAAAGCAGCAAGAAUUGCAGCUGAAGUUGGGCAUAGCAGUAUGUGGAUUUCAACUGAUGCUGCAACAUCUGUUCUCGAGCCUCUAAAAGUAGUAUGGGCCAAAUGCAGUGGAUAUCCCUCCUACCCAGCUCUGAUUAUUGACCCUAAGAUGCCUCGUGUUGCUGGCCAUCACAAUGGUGUUACUAUACCAGUGCCACCUCUAGAUGUACUGAAAAUUGGAGAACAAAUGCAGACCAAAUCAGAUGAGAAACUAUUCUUAGUACUAUUUUUUGACAACAAAAGAAGUUGGCAGUGGCUUCCCAAAUCCAAAAUGGUUCCCCUUGGGAUAGAUGAGACCAUAGACAAGUUAAAAAUGAUGGAAGGACGUAACUCGAGCAUACGAAAAGCAGUAAGAAUUGCUUUUGAUCGUGCUAUGAAUCACCUGAGUCGAGUCCAUGGAGAACCAGUCAGUGACUUCAGUGAUAUUGACUAACAGAGAUUCUCUAGCAAGGCAUGAAAAAUACCACAGAGACUUGAACUCUACUAAUGAACCUCUUUGUCUAAAAGAAUGUAUUGAAGAUACAACCCCUUAAUUGUUGAUUCAGUGGCUGAGUUCUGCAAACUUGAAAUAGUUGAGCAAUUCUUCUAAAUCACCAUUGCCAUAUUGAUUAAUUAUUUUAUUGUGUUGUAGAUUGGAGGAUUUUCCACUAAACCUGUUAAAAUGUCUUGUUCAUAGUGUUCAUAAUUGUACAUAAAUGUAUAUUCAACACUUAACUUAUUCUGAUUUUAGAAGUAGCUCCUUAAUUCCUUUUAUAAUUUUGCUGGGGAGGGAAUUGGUUUUUGUUUUUUCCAUGCUUUUUACUUUUUUUCUUUUCUUUCUUUCUGAGUUUAAGUUACCUAAGCACCAUCUUCCAGCUUGAGGUGUUUAGUUGAUCUUAAAGCCUAAUAUCAAAAUGGCAUCAAAUAUAUGUUUGCCUAAAUCAUAUACAGUAUGGUGCUGCUUGUAUCAUUUCUUCCUUGGUCUGUAGCUUCUGAAAAAGACUUCUGAAUGUUUGUGUAAAUUGUUGCUCUUUGCACAAAGUACCGCAUAUUUAAGAUUGAUGUAAAUUUACAAUUACAAAUAUGUAUUUUAAGAAAGGAAGUUGCGUUAUUUUGGAGGGUACUUUGUGAGAAAGACAUCAAUAAAAAUUAUACUAUGUACAUCACUUGCAAAUCACCAAAAACACUCCAUUGUUGCCCAAAAUUACUUAAGGUUCUUACUGUUUUAAACAAACCUGGCUUAAAGCCUGCAAGCACAUUAUUUCUUUUAAAACCAUAUCCCAUUUAUCUCCCAUUGGUUUAAUUUUGUUGAUAUGUGUGCCUCCCUGUGUUUUAUUUAUUGUAGAAAAUGUAUUAAUUUGCUUUAUAAUGAAAAAUAAAAUUGACAAAUAUAUUGAUAUGCAUUUUUAUACAGGCACAUGAGAAGACAACUUGCUUUGGGAGAAAAAUGUAUUGGAAAUUGUAUAAAAUAACUCGAUGGUUUGUGUGUAAUUCGGUUUUUUGGUAACUUGUAAUCUUUUGUUUCCAAUGAGGGGAUUUAUGUAACUUUUAAUUUAGAACACUUUGGUAGCAAUAGAAACUUUGGAUACAUUUUUGUAUGGUACAUGUGAUGUAUAUAGAAUUAGUACUUUAUUUUUAUUUUUAAGAAGUAAAGCAUUAUGUUUGGGCAGGGGGAAGAAGGAGGGUGGGUUUCCAGAACUGCAUUUUUAUAUUAAAAAGAAAAAAAAUAAAGUCAAGAUAUUGAUUGUUGUAGCUACUUUAUUCCUACCUUCACUGAGAUACUGAAUUUGUAACAAUGAAAAUGGCAAGGUAUGUUUGCAAUGUGAUUUAUAAUGGCUCCAUUAUUUAUAAAUGCACUGUGUUUGAACUCUUUUGCAGUGAUAUCGUAAAUACUGUACCAAGUUAUAUAAUAUGAAACACCAAAUAAUGCAUAUGAAUGCACGAAGUAUUUAUGCCCAGCUUUUUUAUAAAGGAUUAGCAAAUACAGCAAAACCAAUACUUUUUAAAUCUUUUUUUUAAAACUUCAUUGAAUAGCAUACUUCAUUGUUAAACCUGCUUGAAUCUUUAUUUUAAAGGGACAAUUACUUUUUAAAUAGUUUUUAAUGUUUUUAUUCUCUAUUGUUUGUAAUACCCCCGUAGAAGCUUGAAAUAAAAUUUCUUUCUCAACUGUAAAUUUUGUCCUGAAUUUAGCCCCUGAGAUUUUGCUGCAGUGCCCAUUUUCUUACUCCAUGACUGAGCUGUUGCAGAGGCACUGGGCCAAGAAGCUGAAUGUUCUCCUGUGGCACCCAGCAUUGUCCUGACUGAGCCCUUUGCACAGGAGGUGUUGCAGUUAGCUGAGACCAGUUGCCUGUGAUGGACCCUGGUAAUUAGGGAUGAUGAGUUGGAUAAACUUCACGAAUGAUGAAGCAAACAGUUUUCUCAGGCUUGACAGCAGACACAGCUUUAGGGAGAGCAGUGAUGGCAGGUACCCUGGAAGGACCAUCACUGAAGUGUGCUGCUCUGAUGGCCUCAACAGCUACAUCAGUUAGAAAAAUUAAAUCUGGUGGUUUGCAUUUAAUACAAUGACUUCAAGGAUCUGAGAUAUAAUCGUGCUCUUCUUUAAAGGGAUUGGAGCCUAAUUUGGGCAGUGUUGAGACAGUAGAACCACUUGUCAUCAUGAGGACUCUGUU
This is a messenger RNA of Zonotrichia leucophrys gambelii, 6135 nucleotides long. It is a transcript of the gene BRD1, whose product is annotated as bromodomain containing 1. The coding region runs from base 360 to 3920 and encodes 1186 amino acids. Gene Ontology annotation, molecular function: protein binding. Gene Ontology annotation, biological process: regulation of transcription by RNA polymerase II. Lineage: Eukaryota; Metazoa; Chordata; Aves; Passeriformes; Passerellidae. The record is from RefSeq and is a predicted model, not a curated record. The transcript is spliced from 13 exons. Gene Ontology annotation, cellular component: MOZ/MORF histone acetyltransferase complex.